AUGGCUUUUGACCUACGAGCAAUUAUCUCUGAAUAUUCCCUGUGGCCGCAGGUGCCCAUCUGGAAGGUCGCCCCUCCCUUGACCUUUCUAUGGGCUGCUCUCCAGAUCAACCGAUACCUCAAUAGUCGCGCUCUUAACAAUGGCGUUCAGGCAAUAUUUGAUUGGAAGAAAGAGAUAAUUAUCGUUACGGGGGGCUCAGAUGGCAUUGGGGCAGCGACGGUCCUGAAGCUGGCUGAGCGUGGGACGGCUGUGAUCGUGCUGGACAUCCGGCCAUUGAAGUAUGAUGCUCCGAAAAAUGUGCACUACUAUAGAUGCGACUUGACGAACCGGUCUGAGCUGGAAUCGGUCGCCGAGACUCUCCGUCGGGAGGUUGGUACGCCCACCUGCGUUGUGGCUAACGCAGGCAUCUGUCGCGGCAAGCCCUUGCUCCACGCUACGCCACGAGAUGUUGAAUUGACAUUUGCAGUGAACAAUCUGGGUCUAGUUUGGACGGCACAGACUUUUCUUCCAGACAUGGUAGCGCAAAAUCACGGCCACUUCCUGAUCAUGGCCUCGCAGACAGCCCAUCUGGCUACGGCGGGUGUGGUAGACUAUGCCGCGACAAAAGCCGGGGCAUUAGCCAUCUACGAAGGUCUCCAGACAGAACUGCGCCACAUCUACCAUGCGCCUGCGGUACGGAUGUCGUGCGUCUCCCCGUCGGCUGUGCAGACCAAGAUGUUUCGCGGCAUUCAGACGCCUGCCUCUGUGUCACUUUUGCAGCCGGCUGACGUUGGCUCGGUCGUCGCGGAGAUUCUUUGGAGUGGGAAAGCACAAAAUCGGAUGACGCCAGCCCUGGCUUAUAUCUCGCCACCAACGAGAGCACUUCCUGAUUGGAUGCGGGUAGGAUUUCAAGAUCUAGGGAAGGAUGUCAUGUCGACUCUUUCACCUCAUCAGCCAAUGGAUGAAAUAUAG
Molecule: messenger RNA, 951 nt
Organism: Penicillium cataractarum
Lineage: Eukaryota; Fungi; Ascomycota; Eurotiomycetes; Eurotiales; Aspergillaceae
Exons: 4
Coding region: 1-951 (316 amino acids)
Molecular function (GO): oxidoreductase activity, acting on the CH-OH group of donors, NAD or NADP as acceptor
Source: RefSeq, a predicted model, not a curated record